CCUUCAGGGGAGGAGCGAUCGGCCCCGGCGCUGCGGUCUUGGGCCACGCGCCGGUCCUGAAGGCUUCUUCCUUCAGGAGUGUGGCGUGGGGUCUGCUUGGAAUUCGGGUAUUCCCCGAAGGGUAUUUUUGCAUCGAGCCCUGAUUUGCUUACGGGCUUGCCCCGUGGGAACCCCAGGGGAAGUGAUGCGGGUCAGGGGCCCGGACUGGUAGGGACCCCUCCCUGGCCCAGGCUCGGAGACUUCGGCUAAUUUGUUGGCUUGUUUAUACUCUUACCUUGUUACAUUCCCUGCGGUCCCUGUGAUGGUUUUUUCCAGUGAAUGCUGAUUUCAGCUUCUUUAUGGACUACCUAUUUCUGGCCAGUUAAUACUUUAUAUCUGAGUUUCUGAACUUUUGAAACAAGGAGUUUUUUUGUUUUUAAAUUCUUUUUUAACGUUUAUUUAUUUUUGAGACAGAGAGAGACAGAGCAUGAACGGGGGAGGGUCAGAGAGAGAGGGAGACACAGAAUCCGAAACAGGCUUCAGGCUCCGAGCUGUCAGCACAGAGACCGUCGGGGGUCUGGAACUCAUGGACCGCGACAUCACGACCUGAGCCAUAGUGGGACGUUCAACCGACUGAGCCACCCAGGCGCCCCAAGGAGUUUAUUUCUGAGAGUACAAAUCGUAAGGAAUGACUAAUAGAUCAGAAACGUUUAUAUAAUAAGCAUUAUAGAAGAGAAGAAAAAGCUAAAUUGUCACUAAGUUAUAUAAAAUGCGGGUCAUCUCAACAGGCAACAAAUGAUGUAGUCACACACACAGUUUAAGUAUUUUAAGAGUGGUUAGAGCAGAAGCAAAUAUCUAAAAAAAUAAUUUUAUACCACAUGCUGAACCUAAAACUUAGCGAAAAAUGAUCUAACAUGGAAACUUACUCAGAAAAUCUGACUCUAGACCUGAAACUUUAAUUAAUUCAAAGUCUAGCAUCUUCUACAAUCACACACUCAUAUUAAAAUGUAGCAAAGUUCCUUUUAGGGCCUGUGUUUUAAAAUAUUUGUUUAUGGUGGUGCCUGGGUGGCUCGGUCGGUUGAGCGAUGGACUUCCGGCUCAGGUCAUGAUCUCACCGUGUGUGGGUUCGAGCCCCGCCUCGCACAGCCUGGAGCUUCUUCCGAUCCUGUGUCUCCCUCUCUCUCUGCCUUUCCCCACUCUCACUUUGUCUCACUCUGUCUCUCAAAAAUAAAUAAAUGUAAACCAAAAAAAAUUAAAAUUUUUUUUAUGUAAUGAAAGUGUGAAAUUAAUAGCCUUUUAGAACCUUAAAGAAUUCAUUGCAUGAAUCUUGAACUGGAAAAAAAUCACAUUUUCUAAAUUGAAUAUUAAAAGUGAAAUUCUAAGUUUCAGAGCUGAUGGAAAAAUAUUUUUAUUUAAAAUUAUUUUUAUACGCUGGUCAUUGCUAAUGCGUAUAUCCCACAAUGAAUUCUUAUGGAUUAUUUACUAUGUGCCAGGCACUGUUCUGGGUUAUUAGAAUGUGUUAGUAAACAAAAAGUUCCUGCUCACUCAAGAGGGAGAAAAAGGUAAAUAAGCUAUAAUGUAAUGCCAGUUAUCAGUUAGUGUUAUGAAGAAAAAUAAUGCACGGUAAGGAUGGAGACUUUUAGAUAAGUGGUGUUUUCUUUCAUAGAGGCACAUCAGAACAAAAAUGCAUACAUGUUUCUAUUCUGAACCAAAAAAGUUAUAUUCUCUUUUAUGCCAGAACUAGAAACUGAAUCAAAAGUUCUUUUGAAUAUAUUUGCUGUUUGUAUGGGAGUUUAUUGGUUAGUUUAGGAAAUAAUUGCGUUUCCAAAACAAAUAUUUUUAAUUUAUAGGUUUGCUUUGUUUGCAGUUUCCUUUAGAAUAAAGAAUCGAAACACAUACAUGUAAGCCUUGGGAUUUUCUACUUGAAUUCUGAGGUAGCAAAGCCAUAUAAAAGUGGCCUGGUGAGUUUUAAUUUUCAAAACUUUUUUUGUUGCUUAAAAUUAUAUAGUUCUCCUAAGAUGAGAAAGGGAAUGUUUUACUUGUUACUUUUUGGACAGUAUAGUAAGCAGCAUGGUUAGUAUUUUCAUUUAUACUUUUCAUCAGGUAAUUGUUAUCAAGUUCUGAAAUUGAUUACUUACAGAUAAUAAAGACUCCUUUAGCAUAUUUCUGAAGGACUCCUUUCCAUCUCCUACCCUGUUAUCCUAGGUUUCUAUUGUUAAUAUAGUCAAUUGUUUUAGACCUUUAUGGAACCAUGGUAAUUUGUUUCAAUUUCACUGUUUCUUUUUGUUGGUGACUAAGUGAUUAAUAAAUUCAAAAAAACAAAGAGGGCAAUUAAGUCAAACAUGACAGGGAGAAAAAAUAACUAAAACAAUGAAAAAUCCUGCAACAUUCUGGAUAACUAAGGACAGUCAUAAGAUAUGCAUAUAUUUAGUCCUCUUACCAGUAGAAUUUUGUCAAGGGGUGCGUGUGGCAACAUUCCUCCCUCCUCCACAUACUCCCAUGUGUAUCUUAUCCCCACAUCGUGGAAGACUCAAAAUUGAAGGGGCAUUAUCUGACUUGGUUAUAUGGAUUUGCCCACAAGAUGGCACUCAUAUAGUUUCCUGGAUUUUAGGUUCUAUCCUAAGGAAAGAUUUGCAAUGUAUUAACUAUCACAGAAUAAAUAGAAAUGUGAUUUGUGCUUUGUGAUUUGUGCAUCUAUUUCAUGUUUUGUCAUCUAGAAUUUUCUAUCAUGUUUCAGAAUUCAGAAAAAAAAUUGGGAUGCAGUGUUGAUGUGCAGGAGAAAGAAUGGCAAUGUGAAUGGAGCAAUGUUUAUGACACAGUCCAAUUUUUAACAAUGCUGAAAUCAAAUGACUCCUUGUUUGCUUUGGAUACUUUGUCUUUUGAAAGACCAGAUGAAGCUGAAAACUAUCCAGACACUGAAAAAUCAUUGGAUUGGUUUCUCCCACCUGCGCCAUUGAUAUCGGAAAUUCCAGAUACUCAGGCAUUAGAGGAUGAAAUAGAAAGUCAUAAACUGUUAGGUCAGGAAAAGAAGCCAAAAAUGUUACCAUCAAAUUUAAAGAUAACUAAUGAAGACACAAAUUAUAUUUCACCAACACAAAAAUUCCAGUUUGCCUUUUCCUCAAAAAAAUAUGAAGAAGAUUAUCUGAAUUUAGGAGGGGCAGGUAAUGAUGACUUAUCACAUGUUCCUGGCAAGCUGACGUAUGGUUCUUCUCAGAAAUACAAAAAUCACAUUGGCACUGAGAUAGCACCUGAGAAAAAUGUUCCAGAUGAUACAAAAUUAGUUAAUUUUGCAGAAGAUAAAGGAGAGAGCACAUCAGCCUUCCGAAAAAGAUUAUUUAAAAUAUCUGACAACAUACAUGAGGAUGUUUAUGCUAAUGACAGUACAAACCUGGACUUUCCUGUUGCUUCAGUGAAAAUUGUCCCAACAGAAAUGAACAAAGGGGAAUCAUGGAAAUGUAGCAAUAAUAAGCAGAGACAUCAAUAUUCAGACAUUAACAUGUUUACAGCAAGUGACGUUUUUUCUCAUUCUGAAAUCAGAGAAGACAUAUUCAAAGCACCAACUUUUUCAGUUACAUCCCAGCCUCAUGAAGUUAAAGGAGUAACAGAAAAUGAUUUAGAUUCCUUGAAGGCUGUCACAGAAAUCCCAUCAAAAUUUAGAAGUAUUUUCAAAGAAUUCCCAUAUUUUAACUAUAUACAAUCCAAAGCCUUUGAUGAUCUUCUUUACACAGAUAGAAAUUUUGUGAUUUGUGCUCCAACUGGUUCUGGGAAAACUGUAAUGUUUGAACUAGCUAUAACAAGAUUGUUAAUGGAAGUACCAUUGCCAUGGUCAAACAUUAAAAUUGUUUAUAUGGCACCAAUAAAAGCCCUGUGUAGUCAGCGUUUUGAUGAUUGGAAAGAAAAAUUUGGAUCAAUAGGAUUGAAUUGUAAAGAACUCACUGGAGAUACAGUAAUGGAUGACCUAUUUGAGAUUCAGCAUGCCCAUAUAAUAAUGACAACUCCAGAAAAAUGGGAUAGCAUGACUAGAAAAUGGAGAGACAACUCUUUGGUCCAGCUGGUUAGACUGUUCCUCAUUGAUGAGGUACAUGUUGUAAAAGAUGAAAAUCGUGGACCAACUCUUGAAGUUGUAGUCAGCAGAAUGAAAACUGUACAGUCUUUAUCUCCUGCUUCAGAAAAUAGCAGCACAAUUAUUCCAAUGAGAUUUGUAGCUGUAUCUGCAACAAUUCCAAAUGCUGAGGAUAUUGCAGAAUGGCUUUCAAAUGGUGAAAGACCUGCUGUAUGUCUGAAAGUGGAUGAGAAACAUCGGCCGGUGAAACUUCGGAAAGUGGUCCUUGGAUUUCCCUGCAGUAGUAACCAAACCGAAUUUAAGUUUGAUUUAACCCUCAACUACAAAAUUGCCAAUGUUAUACAAACAUACUCUGAUCAGAAACCCACACUUGUGUUUUGUGCAACAAGGAAAGGUGUGCAACAGGCUGCUUUGGUACUUGUGAAAGAUGCUAAGUUUAUUAUGGCUGUGGAACAGAGGCAGAGGUUACAGAAGUGUGCAUAUUCCUUAAGAGAUUCAAAACUGAGAGAUAUCUUAAUCUAUGGUGUUGCUUAUCAUCAUGCUGGUAUGGAGCCGUCAGAUAGAAAAGUAGUUGAAGGAGCUUUCACUGUUGGAGAUCUACCAGUUCUUUUUACUACCAGUACUUUAGCUAUGGGAGUAAAUUUGCCUGCUCACCUAGUAGUUAUAAAAUCUACAAUGCAUUAUGCUGGAGGAAUGUUUGAAGAAUACAGUGAAACAGAUAUUCUACAGAUGAUUGGUAGAGCGGGUCGACCUCAAUUUGACACUACAGCUACUGCAGUUAUUAUGACUCGGUUAAGUACAAAAGAGAAGUAUAUUCAGAUGUUAGCUUGUAGUGACACUGUAGAAAGCAGUUUACACAGACAUCUUAUUGAACAUUUAAAUGCAGAGAUAGUGCUGCAUACCAUCACAGAUGUGAAUAUUGCUUUGGAAUGGAUACGAUCAACUUUGCUUUAUAUCAGAGCCUUGAAAAAUCCAUCUCAUUAUGGUUUUGCAUCUGGAUUGAACAAAGAUGGAAUUGAAGCAAAAUUACAAGAAUUGUGUUUGAAGAAUCUGAAUGAUUUAUCAUCUCUGGACUUGAUUAGGAUGGAUGAAGAUGUUAAUUUCAAACCAACUGAGGCAGGAAGAUUGAUGGCUUGGUAUUAUAUUACAUUUGAGACAGUGAAGAAAUUUUGUACCAUCAGUGGAAAAGAGACUUUAUUAGAUCUGGUCACAAUGAUAGCCAGCUGCAAGGAAUUUGUAGAUGUGCAAUUAAGGAUAAAUGAAAAGAAAACAUUGAAUACAUUGAACAAAGAUCCACAUCGGGUAACUAUCAGAUUUCCAAUGGAAGGAAGAAUUAAAACAAGAGAAAUGAAAGUAAAUUGCCUUAUUCAGGCUCAACUAGGAUGCAUUCCCAUACAAGACUUUGCUUUGACCCAAGAUACCUCGAAGAUUUUCAGAAAUGGCUCACGAAUUACAAGAUGGUUGUCAGAUUUUGUGGCUGUUCAAGAAAAGAAGUUUGCUGUACUGUUGAACAGUUUGAUUUUAGCUAAAUGUUUUAGAUGUAAACUUUGGGAAAACUCUCUGCAUGUAUCAAAACAGCUGGAAAAAAUUGGUAUAACAUUGUCAAAUGCAAUGGUAAAUGCAGGUUUGACCUCCUUUAAAAAAAUAGAAGAAACAGAUGCAAGGGAGCUUGAACUGAUUUUAAAUAGACACCCUCCUUUUGGAACACAAAUAAAGGAAACAGUGAUGUAUCUACCAAAAUAUGAACUUGAAGUGGAACAGAUUGCAAGAUAUAAUGAUACCAUGGCAGAAAUAUUAGUGACCAUUAUAUUAAGAAACUUUAAACAGCUACAAACUAAAAGAACAGCGCCAGAUUCUCACUAUGUUACCUUAAUCAUAGGUGAUGCAGAUAAUCAACUGGUUUUCAAGCACAAAAUUAUGGAUUCUGUUUUGCUAAGAGCUGGAAAUUGGACUAAAAAGAUUGAUGUGAGGAGAGCUUUUAAAUCUGAAGAUCUUAGCAUAAAUCUAAUUAGUUCUGAAUAUGUUGGACUUGAUAUACAGCAGAAAUUUACAGUCUUUUACUUAGGACCUAAGAGGUUUGGAAAUCAAAUAAUUAUGCAAAAAAAAUCAGAAACAGAGAUUUCCCAUUCUAAACAUUCAAAUAGAUCUACUAUAACAGGAUCCAAUAAAGGAAUGACUGCUUGCAAAAAACCUGGGAACCGAGAAUGUAAUCAUCACUGUAAAAAUAAACAUACAUGUGGACAUGACUGCUGUAAAACUGGAGUUGCACAAAAGUCAGUAAUGAAAGAGUCAACAAUCUCUUCAUAUUUAUCUGAUUUAAGAAACAGGAAUGCUGUUUCAUCACUUCCUCCAGUUAAACGUCUCAAGUUGCAAAUGAAUAAAUCUCAAAGUGUGGAUCUUAAAGAAUUUGGUUUUACUCCAAAACCUUCUCUUUCCAGCAUAUCAAGGUCAGAGUGUUUAAAUAUACCUGAAUUGUCUAUAAUGGAACAGAGGGAUCAGCAUGAAAUCUGUGCAAAAGUUCAACAAGAACCAUCUGAAUAUCAAGACAAAGAUUUUUCUAGAUGGAACUCUUCUACAACUUCAAAUGAGAAAGCCCCUCAAACAGUACUGUUCAACAGACAUCUUAAUGCAUCUGGAAACCAGAAUUUGACAGAUGCGGAUAAAAGUAAUUCUCCAUUCUCAGAAGUUCCGAAUGUGAACUUUGAAUUGGGAGAUGAAGUUUGGGAUGAUUUUGAUGAUGAGAACUUAAUAGAAGUUACUGAUUUUUCAGCCGGUACUGAGAAGACAAAUACAUCAGGAUUUAGAAACACUUUGAGUUCAAGUAUCCAGGGAAGUAAGCUAUCCCUUCAAGAGUCAAAGAGCAAAUUCCAAGGAGAAAUGUCAAAAAGUGUUGUUUCAUCACAUGAGAAGCCAGAUAUUUAUUUAUCAGAUUCUCCUGUGUUCAAGUUUGAUGCAUCCUCCAUGACAAAAUUGCCUCCACAAGCUGGAAAUGCAGAUAUUGUCUGUUUACAAGAAAGAAAACAGCAGAGUCUGUCACCAGAGAUUGAAAAGCUGUGCUUUACUCACUCUAAAAAAAUACCAAAUUCUUCACAUUUUAUUGAGAAAGUGGAUUUCUUUAUUAGCAACAAUGAAUGUAAAAAGGAAAUUGAUUUCAGUAGGUAUCAUCCCGAUGAUGAAGCUGAGGAAAUAAAGUCUUUUCUGGGAAUAUUUGAUGGUAUUUUCUAAAACCAAAAAAUUUUAUCUUAUAUUAAUAAGACAAAGUAUAAAGACAUCCAGUUAUAAAGCAAGCAUUUUAUUUUUUAAAGGUAGUUCAUAAUUGUUCAAUUUUUUUUUCUCUUGGAUUUGAUCAGUUCUGUUGACUGAUUUGCAACAAAAUAUUUGGACAGAUUCAUUUUCCUGUUGUAACUUCAUGAAAAGCACUCUCACAGUGGGUUUGUUUCAGUAAGCUGAAAAUUAAGUUGCUCUUAGCAAUUAUUUGGUUAUUAAAUACAUCUUGAUUGGAUUUUGACAGGAACUAAUUAAAAAAUUGUUCUUCAAAAACAAAAAACAAAAAAAAAUUAUUCUUAAUUUUCUCAACAAGAAGAAAGGUAUUCUAUGAAAAGAAAUGAUGCUAGGUUACUGAAUCUGUUUAUUGUAUGGAUUAUUCACCAAUACUGUUUUGUUUUACUAAAGAUUUUUAAGAAUCUGUGGCUGUCUGAACCUGUUGUUAUAUAAUUUCAAAUAAUAAUAAAUGAAACAUUAAUCAA
Molecule: messenger RNA, 7788 nt
Organism: Acinonyx jubatus (cheetah)
Lineage: Eukaryota; Metazoa; Chordata; Mammalia; Carnivora; Felidae
Gene: HFM1
Product: helicase for meiosis 1
Exons: 39
Coding region: 2681-7267 (1528 amino acids)
Biological process (GO): DNA repair
Molecular function (GO): ATP binding; DNA binding; endonuclease activity
Source: RefSeq, a predicted model, not a curated record